CGUACAAAAGCAUCAAAUCUUACGAGGGCUUCAUCAUUCGCUUUGUUAGCCCUUGCAACUAAAACGAUAUAUCAACUCUUCUGAACAAGCCAUGUUUCCAAAACUCGCCAUACUGUUGACCUUGCUGGCGUUGCCAUGGAAACUGGCCGACGCCCAGUCCAACGCCUGUCCUAAAGGAUGCUGGUGUACAGGCCGCACAGUGUAUUGCAACCAUCAGCACCUGACGGCCAUCCCGACCAAUAUUCCUGACAACACCACUCAGCUGAACCUGCACGCGAACAACCUGUCCGUGGUCCCGCACGACGCCUUCGAGCAACACGACCAGCUCAGCCUGGUGUAUCUUCAUUCCAACAACAUCGUAGCUAUCGAGGACGGGGCGUUCUCCGGACUGACCAACCUGAUGUACCUGUACCUGUCCGAGAACAAGCUCACACAGCUCACGGCGGGGACGUUUGGAGGUCUCAACAACCUUGUUUACCUGUUCCUUGAUAACAACUUUAUCGGGAACAUGGAGGGUGGGACGUUCAGUAUCCUGACGAACCUGGUGUUCCUGCACCUUCGCUACAACAACCUGACGGCGCUGCACAACGACACGUUCAAGGGACCCUCCCGCCUCAACUCGCUCUACCUCAGCGGCAACUGUAUCUCGUCCAUUGCUCCCGGUGCCUUUACUGGCCUCCAGGCCCUCCGCUAUCUCUACUUGGACAACAACUGUCUCACGGAGCUACCUAAGGCGUCUUUCGAGAUCUUGUCGGGGCUGUACCGCCUUGAGCUGUCCUCCAACCCGAUCUUAACCCUCCCAGACGAGAGCUUUAAGAACAUGAACCUUCUCAAGUAUCUCCUGAUGGAAGACAUGGCACUGUCUAAGAUAGAGAACAAGGCGUUUGUCGGUCUGAACGAUCUGAAAUACGUCUUUCUUCAAAACAACAAUCUAGUCACGCUGGAUCCGGAAGUCUUCAGGCCGCUGAAAAGGGUUCAAGAGUUGGAGCUGAAUAAUAACCAGUUGGAGGACUUACCGCCAGAGGGCCUUGCGAUGAUGCGUGACCUAACGGUUCUGGACGUGUUCAACAACAGUCUGCAGACACUUGACAGUAGCGUGUUCCCCUCGCUACGGUACUUACACACGCUCAACCUGGACAAAAAUCCUUGGAAUUGUACCUGUCAGCUUAGGCACUUUAGACAGUUCCUUGAAAAUACAUACGUCCGCGCAUACCUGGAGUGCGCCUCACCUGCCGAUCUAGCAGACCGGGAGUUGAAGACGGUUACCGACGAUGAGCUUGGCUGCCCGAAGUCUUCCUCCACUCCAGCGGCUACCACCAGUACUGCAGCCUCAACUAACCCCCAGACACCUCGCGUGACCCAGGCACCUCUCACAACCAAGGAACGGUUUGUUACAGGCGCCGUGACAAAAAUGAAACCGCCACCAAAGAAGACAGUAUCCCCUCCACGUACACCGGAGAGGACGACAGGGCCUUCCCGGAGACCCGCGGAUGCGGACCCGCCUGGGGAUCUCCCGGUGCCCGUUACUCCUCCGCAUAGCGACUGCUUCAUGUACACGCUCUUCCCCAGCGUGGCUAACAUCAGCUCCAGAAGCAUCACUCUACAGUGGGUCUCCACCUUUCCUAACCCGGACAGGUUCCAUAUUCAGUACAAGCCGUUCGGUCCCAGAUACAAGUGGCGGUCGCUGGACGUGAAGCCGGAUGUCAGUCAGUUCGUGAUGACCACGCUAAAGCCGGACACAAUGUACAUCUUCUGCGUGGAGGUAUCCCUGUACGGACUGCGUUGUUCGCACAUCCAGCGCAGCCAGUGCGUGGAGGACGCCACACGUCCCGCGCAGCCGAGCCAACCGGCGGCGACGCGCGGCGGAGGGGGCAGCGACCUGGCGCCGAUCCUGAUCGGGGUGGCGGUGGCCAUGGUCGUCUUUACUGGCUGCACUGUCAUCGGAAUCUUCUGGAUCCGCCGACGGCAGAACCAGUUUAGGAGACGCAAGUUUGAGGAUACAGUGUCGUCCGCAGGUAGCGACACCUGUUCCCAUGGAAGCUACAACGUGACCUGUGACCCCGUGAACUGUGACCCGGCCGACACGCCUCGGCCGUCUGGCUGCAGUUCCGUGCGCGACAGCAUGGUGGAGUCUGAGAUCGGCACCUCCCCGACGGACAAGGACCAGCUCAUCUCCGAUGAUGACGAAGAGCCGAAGAAGAUGCAAGAUGAGAUCCAACCGUAUUUCCUUCCCAGGACAAGCUCCGCUCCUAUAGCCGACACUUUUGUUUGAGCUAACUGUGACUUUUUUUUAAUUUUGCUUUAAGACAGAAGAGAAAAAUGUAGCACUGUACUCAAGUUGGAAAUUUUAUCAGUGGCACAUACACCGGGAUCAGGCAGAAAAUAGAGGUAGCCCAAUGGUCUUUUCAGGCCGUAAGGGCAGUAGGUUGUUAUUCACGGGUUGUCGGGCAAGGUAUUGGAAGGACACUUGACUUGAUUGUAAGGAUGACAUCCUAGCGCUUAUCAAGUUUGCUCCACUUUAACAUGAAUUGAGGCCAUAAUGUGAAUCGUUACAUAGCUCCAAAAAAAUAUUUUUCAAUCCUUGAGCUAAGGCUUUCAAAGUCAGAUUAGAAGAUGUUUGGUAUAUGCUUUUCUGUGUGUUCAGUCAUUUUUUUAUCGUUCCUGAUUACGUAGAUUUUUUAAUGAAGCCAAUUUUUUUUUCUUUUGACUAUGCACCAGUUGGGGGUACCUGAAUGAUUUUCUUCAUGUAAUCAAGUAAGUUAUAUGUGAAUCUUACUGACUCAUCUCUUUUGGCUCAUUUAUUUACGAUAUCAGCUGUUGUUUGUCCCAAGUAUGGCUUAUUUCUAUUGUUAUAGGCAGAUAAAUGCGGAUAUUCAUUUUCUGUUAGGAAUUAAGCUUUUGAAAAACCAUGUGAAUAAUAGGUUAUGGUUUCAGUUGCUUGAAAGGUUAAGUCGUCAAAAAACCUGAUGGUCUUAAUUGUAUUUAGCACGUGUCAAUGACAAUGUUGCAUAACUUUUUUUUAUAUUUGGAGAAAAUGUUUG
Molecule: messenger RNA, 3041 nt
Organism: Branchiostoma floridae (Florida lancelet)
Lineage: Eukaryota; Metazoa; Chordata; Leptocardii; Amphioxiformes; Branchiostomatidae
Product: leucine-rich repeat-containing protein 70-like
Exons: 11
Coding region: 92-2272 (726 amino acids)
Cellular component (GO): extracellular matrix
Molecular function (GO): protein binding
Source: RefSeq, a predicted model, not a curated record